Eimeria mitis is the source of this 651-nucleotide messenger RNA. RefSeq lists its product as uncharacterized. The transcript has 3 exons. The record is from RefSeq and is a predicted model, not a curated record. The coding region runs from base 1 to 651 and encodes 216 amino acids. Lineage: Eukaryota; Apicomplexa; Conoidasida; Eucoccidiorida; Eimeriidae.
AUGUAUACUACGGGGGGCCCCCACCACCACAACCCUCUCACCCCCACCACUCUCUUUUAUCUUCGCCGCAAGGGGGCCCCCAUGAGCUACCAGGGGGCCCCUAUGAGCUACCAGGGGGCCCCCGUGGAGUACCAGGGGGCCCCCAUGAGCAGCGUGGGGGCCCCUGUGAGCAGCGUGGGGGCCCCCGUGAGCAGCGUGGGGGCCCCUGUAAGCAGCGUGGGGGCCCCUGUGAGCAGCGCGGGGGCCCCCAUGAGCAGCAUGGGGGCCCCUGUGAGCAGCGUGGGGGCCCCUGUGAGCAGCGUGGGGGCCCCUGUGAGCAGCAUGGGGUCCCCUGGGGCCCCCAUGACCUACCAGGGGGCCCCUAUGAGCUACCAGGGGGCCCCCGUGGUGUACCAGGGGGCCCCCAUGAGCAGCGUGGGGGCCCCUGUGAGCAGCGUGGGGGCCCCUGUGAGCAGCGUGGGGGCCCCUGUAAGCAGCGCGGGGGCCCCUCUGAGCAGCGCGGGGGCCCCUGUGAGCAGCGUGGGGGCCCCCGUGAGCAGCGUGGGGGCCCCCGUGAGCAGCGUGGGGGCCCCUGUGAGCAGCGCGGGGGCCCCUGUGAGCAGCGCGGGGGCCCCUGUGAGCAGCAUGGGGGCCCCCACGGGCAGGGUGUGA